This is a messenger RNA of Galleria mellonella (greater wax moth), 4905 nucleotides long. It is a transcript of the gene Np, whose product is annotated as serine proteinase stubble. Gene Ontology annotation, biological process: proteolysis. NCBI's taxonomy places the organism in Eukaryota, Metazoa, Arthropoda, Insecta, Lepidoptera, Pyralidae. Bases 657 to 3647 code for a protein of 996 amino acids. The transcript is spliced from 10 exons. The record is from RefSeq and is a predicted model, not a curated record. Gene Ontology annotation, molecular function: serine-type endopeptidase activity.
GGGCCCACUACAUCUCAUUAACGACAAUUCCUUCAAGAGACUAGGGGUCAAUAAGGAUCAGAAUGAUUGUAAAUAAUAACUAAUACUAGGUAUUUAGGUUUUAGGUCAGUUGCACAAGUCAAUAAAAAAGUUACGGCCCAACUCUUGUUCGGCUUAUCGAUAAGUUAUCUGAAGCUUUCCUUCUGCAUGCCAAAGCUGCAGAAAAAAACAAAGCCGACCGGAAUCAGUGCAGCGAAGCGAAAAGUAACUGUUGGAAAGUAAUUUACAUUGCUUGCCGAGCUCGCUUGCACCUACCAAGAUACUUCGCUCAGUAAGGCCGCAGUCGCGUAGCGGUCAAGGCUCCGCGGCAGACGACCGCGCCUUAUUAAAAUAAAAAAAAAAAAGUAAUAAAAAACGCGCACUCCCGCCACGUCAAAAACAGGCCACAGACAAUGAAUAGUAAUUAAAAAAAAAAAAUAAAGCCAUCGUAAAGUACACUUUUUGUAAUUCGUUAUCUAAGGCUGUUAAUCAUAGACUUUUAGUACGAAUAACUGUUAAAUCCUCAGUGCCAGUGGAUAAUGAGUUCGCUGUGAUUGUGAGUCGUCUUGGUGCCCGUUAAACAGGAACACAACUGUCCAAUUGAAAAAUGAACCGUAAAAACCUGUAGCCAAUCAAAAAUGGGUCCACCUAUCAGCACGUGGCCCUACAGCCAUCCUAGUGCUCACCAAUAUGUACCGGGUAAUAGUGAGAAAGUGUCAAGUGUUAACAAUACGAACAGAAUGUGUCAUAUAGUGAGAUUCGUAAACACGUUUCGUGUUAUAUGUUUGAAUUUUACAUUUGCAUUAUUUGUGAUACAAGUGUUGUUUCAUUUGAACACAGUGACGGCUGGUCCGGUCAUAUUCAAUAUGGACUAUAUGCAAGGUCCUGUGCCAAUAGCUAGAAAUAUAAGACACUUGCCGUGCAUAUCAAGAAGAACGGGCCAGGAGGGCCUGUGCAUGUUCGCCAUAGAUUGCCUUAAAGCUAACGGUUCCCAUCUGGGAACAUGUAUAGACAGGUUCUACUUCGGAUCCUGUUGUCAAAUACCUGAUAAGACUCUUCUUCCACAAAUAAUAGGCAAUAAUAUAGAAGAUAACACGAUAGACAGUGGAAACUUCGUCCAUCCACAAACAGAGGAUAAAGUGCAGUCAACAGUUAGUAAAAUACCUAAUAUAUUCCCAACUAGAAAACCAACGACAGAGAAAAUUUUAACAACACUCAAAGCAGAGACAAUGCAAGAUAGAACAGAACCUGAUUUAGAAUUAAAAACUGAUGAGGAAACAACGUUAAAUGAUGGAAAGGUGACUACAGUGGUCACUGUAGAAACUACAACUAGAAAGCAAACCACUAAAACUACUACACCAGAAAUAGUAACAGAUUUACCAGUUAAACUAUCGACAUUCCAAACUGUUUCUGGCGAUUUAACAAAUUCUAUCACAGAAGAACCAUCUAAAGUUGAUUCUUCUGAGGCUCCUAAAACAACUACAAUAUCUACAACUACGUCUGUGACAAAUAAACCCACCAGGAGACCUAUAAAACCCACAUACAAACCAUUCAGGCCAUCAAACUUUUCUAGACCUACAAUACAAACUACUACUAAACCUAGACCAACAAAACCAAUUCUAGUCUUUAAUACUACUAGAAAACCUCCAUACAGACCACCACCUAAACGGCCAUCUACUAAGAAGCCCCUACCUUCACCACCUAGAUUAAAUAUAACUAUACUACCUCAAUCAACUAGCACUAGACCUGUAUUUACUAGACCAUCUUUUACUACAAUCACUUAUAUAAAUACAACAGUAUCAUCUACUGAGGAACCGACAUCAACAACAACAACGAAAACAUCAACUACAAGCACCACAACAACAGAACCUACAACAACCAGAACAACUACACCAACAACAACAAUAACAACAACAUCGACAACAGAAACCACACCCUUAGCGACUGAAAGGUUAACAGAACCAACUGAAUCUGUAACAGAAAUAGUAACGUCAUCAAUUGAACCGUCAUCAUCAACAACAGUUACAACUACAACAACAACUACUGCAGUUGCUCCAAGUUCGACAACAACAACGACGACAACAGAAGCUCCCUCAUCGACAUCGUCAUCAUCAACAACCACAACAGAAUCAGUAAAAAUAACUACGUUGGUUGAAGAAUUAGUUAGUGAAAAAGAAACUUUAAAACCAGUGAGAACAACUGAAAUCCCCUCAUCAACCGUUUCGUCAUCAGUAUCAUCUUCAUCAACGGAUUACCCACCUUUGGUGACAUGGUCUACUAUAGAUGGUGUCACAAAAGCUCCAGAAAAUGCGACUACAGCUUUAGAUGAAAAUUGGUCACCCAUCACCCCACCUGAAGGUUGGAUUCUUAUAUCCACCAUUCCACCUAAACAAGACACCUCUUCAACUACUUCCACCACAACUACAACAACUACGACGACAACAACAGAAGCGCCAACGACGAUUUCUGAAGCAACAACAAUAUCAGAACUAGAAACGACCGUGCCUAUAACCGAGACGACUGCGAAGCCGUCAACCGAAGUAAUAUCAUCAGAUGCUACAACAACAACCACGACAACAACAACAACAAUACAAGCAACAGAAAACACAACAGUUAAAGUAACAGAAGCGCCGCUACUAGAAUUUACAGUGAACGUCACAUUAUCACCAACAAUGCCGACAACAACAACAGCGGGACCGACAACAGAGAAUGUUACAGAAGUCGAAACAACAACGACAAAUGUAACUGAUGUGGCGACUACUGCUUCUAACGCGACAACAAUUUUGCCCGAUACAACGAACACUACAGUAGACAAUAUGCAGUUUUUGCCAGACUCCGUGAAUAUGUCGGACUAUAAGAGCGUUUGCGGGCGUCGCCUGUGGCCGCUCGCGAGGAUCGUCGGUGGUACAAAGUCUGGAUUCGGCCAGUGGCCUUGGCAGAUAUCCUUAAGACAGUACCGCACUUCCACGUACUUGCACAAGUGCGGUGCUGCAUUGUUGAAUGAAAACUGGGCCAUCACAGCCGCGCAUUGCGUCGAACAUGUACCACCCUCGGAGUUGCUAGUGCGGCUUGGUGAAUACGACCUCGCGAGUGAAAGUGAACCCUACGGCUUCGCAGAGAGGAGAGUCCAAAUCGUGGCCAGCCACCCACACUUCGAUCCAGCCACCUUCGAGUACGACCUGGCUUUACUCAGAUUCUACGAACCGGUGAAGUUCCAGCCCAAUAUUCUGCCGAUAUGCGUGCCCGACAACGAUGACGACUUUGUAGGGAAAACCGCCUACGUUACCGGCUGGGGUCGGCUUUACGACGAGGGCCCCCUCCCGAGCGUGUUGCAAGAGGUGCAAGUGCCUGUGAUCAACAACACGGCGUGCGAGGCGAUGUACCAGGCGGCCGGAUACAACGAACAUAUCCCGAACAUUUUUAUAUGCGCAGGCAGGCGGCGCGGAGGGGCCGACAGCUGUGAAGGCGACAGCGGUGGACCUAUGGUGGUGCAACGCGAGCGGGAUAACAGAUUUGUACUCGGCGGCGUCAUAUCUUGGGGCAUUGGAUGUGCAGAGCCCAACCAGCCGGGCGUCUAUACACGCAUAUCCGAAUUCAGAGAUUGGAUCAACCAGAUAUUACUAUUUUAAGCGCUGACGAGUUCUAGAGGAAAAUUGCGGAUUUUAGUGGCGUUUGACGAGUUCUAGUAGCGUUUACUAGAAUAUUCACACGUCAACGUAUCGUGAAAUAAAACUGUCGAUUUUUUUAGUGGCCUUUCUAUAUCUGUACGAUCUUUUACUCAGCUGAAAUGAUCCCCACUCAGCUUCAGCUGCAAUUUCUUGCUGCAGCGCUGUAUUUCAGUGGGUCCACUACUUGAUAGAGAAUCGAGAAACAGAAUUAUAUCUAUAAUACAUUAUUAACUGGACCUUAUAUAUGGUAUCAAUAUUAUAUAUAAAUAUAAUAAUAAAUUGUUAUUAUAUGAAAUUAAACGUCACGAUCGGUAUUAAAAUGUUAUGUGUGAAUAUGUAUUCGUAUUUUACGAAUCUUUAUUAAUAAAGAAUCAUAAAUCACGAAUUUGCGGUGAUCAGGUUUUCAUAGUGUUUUUGUAGUCGACAUUAGAAUGUAAAAAAAUAUUUAUUUGCUGUAAUUAUAUGCUUUGUUUUUAUUAUUACAUACGAUUAGGUAUUUAAAAACUUCAACUAUCAUAUACUAAUACGUUUUUUUGGAUGAUAAUGGAAUGGUAACCCCGCCCGCGCUAUCGUUAUAUACUGGCGAGGGAUAAUAGGUGAGAAUGAAGGUAGGUCAGUUGGCCUAUCGUGAUGAAUUCAUCAAAAAUUAACCACGUUGGUUUCCAGCGGGAACCGCGUGGAGGUCGACCUGGUAUAUUGCUAGUAAUGGUGUUAGUAACAAUCCCCCCCCCCCCCCCCCCCAACGAUAAAUAAAAUGUGAACUAAUUACUGCUAUAUACCUAUGUCCCUAAGAUUUAAUAUUAAAAAGCAAGCAUUCAGCCAUAUUAUGGAAUGUGGCAUUUGCUGUACUAGUUCAAUUGUAUUAUUUUUUAAACACAGUAUAAUAAAUUCACAGUUAGUAGAAAAAGUUAAUUAAAUAAGUUAUUAAAAAUUAUGAAAAUAUAGAGAUUAAUAUAGUUCUAUUUAAUGAAAUGUCACCAUAAUGUGAGGUGUCAGAGAUAGAUGAGAAAAGAUUCAAUACAGAGCUGUUAAAUCUAUUUAGAAAUGUAUGGUGCUGAUUUGGUCAAAAAGUAACUUUAUUUGUUCAUGAUUAAAGUUGAUUUUCUUAUGAAUUUUUAAUUGAUUUUUUUUUUUUAUUAAAUAUGCAGUUUCACAGACAACGAAUUGUUUAUGGUAUGGUUCUGUGUAAAAUAUUUUUUUAUGCAUCACCUAUUUACUU